This is a messenger RNA of Aspergillus heteromorphus CBS 117.55, 2175 nucleotides long. RefSeq names its product transcription factor domain-containing protein. Gene Ontology annotation, molecular function: zinc ion binding; DNA binding. Bases 1 to 2175 code for a protein of 724 amino acids. The record is from RefSeq and is a predicted model, not a curated record. Gene Ontology annotation, biological process: DNA-templated transcription. NCBI's taxonomy places the organism in Eukaryota, Fungi, Ascomycota, Eurotiomycetes, Eurotiales, Aspergillaceae. The transcript has 9 exons.
AUGGCUCCUGGGAAGCCCCGCGGGGGGCUGCAGCACCGGACGGCUGCCGAAGAUAGAGCCAAUGCCCGACGGUCGAUGGUCGCGUAUGUGACAGAUCCAGCUGUGUUGUGGCAGAAUGGCCUGCUGAUGUCUAGGGUAGAUGCAAUCGAUGCCGUAACCGAAAGACGCGAUGUGCUGGCAACCCCCCGUACCCGUGUGCAGCGUGCGAGGAGGUGGGCCAUGCGUGUGUCUAUUCCGAGGCCGAGAAGCGCGUCUCGAUUCCCGAAAGGCGAGCUGACCUGCCUGGGCUGCCUGAGUCCCCCAUCGGUGCCUGCGGCUGACUUCCCUUCACCAGUUACUUCCGCCAGCUCCAGUCUCAGGCCCAGUCGCGUCGUCGAGGCACAUGAAACUCGCACGCCUUCCAACCCCAACCCGACGACAACCGUCCAGAGCAGUCCCUACAACAACGCCGAGGUGCCUCUUGAGCGUGACCGUGACGACUGGUGGUACAAUGGCACCGAACACCUCUUUCUCAACCGAUCGGGCGAGCACCACUUUGUCGGAGCAUCAUCAACCACCCACCUAGCCAAGCGAUUGAAUCCCACCUCGACCAAUCUAGCGUGGGAUGUGCGUCCACUCUACGACGACCCUUCGUCGCUUCGUCGCGCGGCACCUCGGGUCCUUCCUCAACUCCCUCCAUUCGAGUACGCCAAGCGACUCUACUGGGUACAAUACGUCUAUAUCGGAACGAUAUUCUCCCUCAUCCAGCCAGACGACUUCGAGGAGCGACUGCAUAUUGUCUACAACCAGCCCCCGGACCUUCUGAGCAGGGAGUCAUGUCUAGUAUACUGCCAGGUGCUGCUGGUCAUAGCGUUUGGCUUGAUGUACUCGGUGAAUCAAUGGUCUGGCGACGAAGGCCCUCCGGGCUUCAAGUACUUCAAACACGCACUGCGAUUUCUACCCGACAUCCAUGAGGAAGGAUCUAUCUUCUUUGUCGAAGUCCUGUGUUAUGUUGCGUACUAUAUGCAGAAUCUCAAUCGGAGAGAUGCAGCGUUCCUCUACAUUGGUCUUGCUCUCCGCAUGGCUAUUUCGUUGGGCCUCCACCAAGAGGUUCUAGAUCCGGGCAUCGGUGAAGAGGAUCGAAACCGGCGGCGGCGGGCGUGGUGGUCCGUAUACAGUCUAGACAGGCUUCUUUCCGUCAAGUCCGGAAAUCCAAUCACGAUCCAUGAUGAAGACAUAGGAACCACAUGGCCCCAGCCUAUUAGCGCGACCGAUGUCGUUCCUUGGCCGUCUGUUGUUCUCACAUACUAUACCCAGCUAUCGAGAAUUCUGGGCAGAAUAGGAGAAGAAAUCUACCGGAAAAAGCCACGGUCUGGCUCCAAUCUCCUCGCCUCUGUCCAAAGCAUCACGGAUGAGCUUUCCGACUGGCUACGCCGUAUUCCCGAUCGGCUGCGGAUAGACUUCUCAAGACUGGGCACCCAUAUCAACCGCGAGUCGGUGUCAAUUUUUCUACACUUCUACUCAUGUGUCAACAUGACCGCACGACCCUUGGUCUUCUAUGUGAUUCAGAGGCAACUCGAUGCGGAAGCAGGCAGCGCAACAAAUGAUUGGAGGCAGGGGUUGUCGCAAAAUACCGUAGCAGUGAUUGAAAGCUGCAUUGCGGCAGCCCGCGCGACCACACUCAUCAUGGACGCUGCGGCAAAGCACAACCUAAUCGCAACCUACGGCUACCUGGACGGCGAGUACGUCUUCUCCGCCGCCCUUCUCCUGGUGAUGGUCAACGCCGCAUUCCCGCACAACGAAGCAAAUGCUCGAGCGAUGGAACUAUCAAUGACCUUGCUUCGCAAUAUGGCGGAUCGAGGAAACACCAAUCUGGCUGCUCGUCACUCUCUGCUUCUCGAGCUGCGCUCUUCCAUCGGACCCAACCGGGCCAGGAAAGAUGGUGAAGUCGCCGAUGCGCCCGUCACACCCAGUAGCACGCAGCAGACGCCGUCGAACCCUGUCGUCGAACCCCCUGCGGGCACUACGAUGUUGGCACCGCACCAGGAUCUGCCCUCAAUGCAGGAGAUAUCAUUUAACUUUGAUAUCAAUGAUGAUCCCGGGCUGUGGGAGGAGGUGUUGGAUCAGAUCGAUAUUGACAUGGAUACGGACUGGAUUGAGAAUACUCUGAAGAGACAGCAAACUGGCGAGUUUUAG